Messenger RNA from Schistosoma margrebowiei, 625 nucleotides. NCBI's taxonomy places the organism in Eukaryota, Metazoa, Platyhelminthes, Trematoda, Strigeidida, Schistosomatidae. The record is from the annotation of a GenBank genome assembly.
GUUCUAGGCCGCAAGAUGCAUCAUCAUAAGGAAUGAAUCUCCAUGGAUCACUGGACAGGAUUCAAGGAAGAAAGGACAAACAUUCAGCAACUAACAACAAACGAGCAAGAGCAGAUAAAUUCAAGGCACAAGCUGAAUACACAGAAUCAAACAAGCAAGUGAAAAGGAUCACUAGAGAUGACAAGCAGAAAUACAUGGAAGAACUAGCGACGACAAUGGAAAAAGCUGCAAGAGAAGGAAAUAUGGAACAGCUAUAUGAUACAACGAAGAAACUAGCAAGGAGAUAUAAUAAACCAGAGAAACCGGUCAAGAACAAGGAAGGAACGACAAUCACGGCGAUUCAAGAACAGGGGAACUGAUGGGUAGGAUACCUCGACGAACUGUUGAGUAGAACAGCUCCAUUGAAGCAGUACACAUAGACUUUCCUAUAGAUGUCACUUCACCAACGAUUGAAGAAAUCAGGAUGGUCAUCAGAUAAAUCAAGAGUGGGAAGACAACACGACCUGACAAUAUACCACCUGAAGCACCGAAGUCAAACAUAGAAGCAACUGCGAACAUGCUUCACAGUCUAUUCAGGAAGAUUUGGAAGUGAGAACAAGUGACGAUAGACUGAAAAGAAGAAUAC